Molecule: messenger RNA, 919 nt
Organism: Papilio machaon (common yellow swallowtail)
Lineage: Eukaryota; Metazoa; Arthropoda; Insecta; Lepidoptera; Papilionidae
Product: MIT domain-containing protein 1
Exons: 4
Coding region: 173-895 (240 amino acids)
Biological process (GO): midbody abscission
Cellular component (GO): midbody
Source: RefSeq, a predicted model, not a curated record
ACUUGUUAUUAUGUUUAUUUAUUACAUCAGUGUUUAGUGUGUAUUAAAUGCUUAAUAUGUUUGUUUAAUUUUGUUGUUUAAAGUAAUUUAUUUGUAGUUCAUUAUGUUUAUAAUGCUUUCGUAGAUAUUUAUGCGAUCAUUUGCAAUUUAUGCUUGCUAGCCAAAACUUAAAAUGAACAUCGAUAGUACAGCUGUAAAUAUCCUCAAGCGAGGCGUUGAAUUUGAUACAAAAAAACGUUAUACUGAAGCUCUAGUAUGUUACCAAGAAGGUUUACAAAUUUUAGUGGACAGGAUGAAAGGUGAAUGUGAUGAUGAUGUUAAGAAAUAUUUAAAAGUGAAAAUAGAAGAGUAUAUGGAUAGAGCUGAAAUCAUAAAAAAGUUGGUGUUAAAACAAAAAGAAAGUGGCCAGUUUCAUGAACAAGUACGAAUAGAAAACAACUCCACUGGCCAUAGUUAUAAAACACUAUUUGGUAGAUUCCUAGAUAAAGAUGUUCAUUAUGUUAUUGUGGAAGACCCAUAUAUAAGAAGUUUUCAUCAGUGUCAAAAUUUCUUAAGACUUUCCGAACUCCUCGUAAAGUCUUGCAGUAAUUUAAGACGAAUUGAACUUGUAACUACAAAAGACAACAAAUCAGAGGGUGAUCAGACAAAAUGGUUUACGGAAUUAAGAAAUGAUUUAGCAAGAUAUGAAGUACAUUUUAUUGUUAAUUAUUCAGAUACAUUGCACGAUAGACAAAUCAUAUUAAGUUCCGGCUGGAUUAUUAAAAUUGGACGAGGGCUAGAUUAUUUUAAAGCACCAGAAAACAAAUUCUGUUUAGGUGUUUACGAUUUAGAUUUGAGACAAUGUCAUGAAACUGUUGUCGAUAUAGUUCAUUCGAAGCAUGUCAAACAAUCAUAAUGAUUUUAAAAUUUUAUAUGAUAU